AUGGUGGAGCUUGCGGGAGUGGAUGCGGUGUGCAUCAUCUUUCUCCAAGGGAUCACUGCGGUAGCGUUGUGUGCGGUUGUGGUUCAAUCUCUUUGCAAGGGUCAACUUCCCAACAUGGUCGUUCAGAUGCAGUAUGGCUUCUGCAGCCUCCGAGACCACUGGACUCAGGUGGCCAAGCCCAAGCCCCGCAACGCAUGUGUGCAGGCGAAGUUUGUGGUCACUUUGUGCAGUCUUCUGACCAACAUCGCCAGGAUUUCAGCAGGCGCUCUAUUUCUGCGACUACUGGCUAUUCAGGGCCCGCUGAUGAGAAAUCAGCCUCAUCAGCUGCAGCCUUCACUGGACAUCUCAAACCUUAUUUCAUAUCCAAUCAUGUUCUUUCUGGCCGUGUUCCACGACAAGGUCAUCUCCGGCAGAACAUUGGAUGUUUGGUAUGCCCUGUUGCAAGCGCUUUGUGUGAUUCCUUUGCUCUCCACCGCGCCACAGGAUGUUACCAGCGUCUCCCUCAUCACUUUGCUUCCUCGCGUCACGUUGGGUCUGUGCCCGAAGCGUGGGUGGCUUCCAUUUGUUGGGAACGUGGUUCACUGGAUCUUAGCUGUGAAACAGGUGGAGUUCCGAUUGCAAAGCGAUGUCUUUCUCGCACAGUCAGCCGAACUUGUUCUGCUAUUCUCCGGCGUUUUUCCCCUCAGGCACGCACUGUAUGAAAAUGUCAGGAUGAGUUUUGAGUUGAACACACGCACCAUUGAUCUCUCAGCGGUGUCGGGACUGCUUCUUGGAUACUGUGAUGCAGUGGUCGAGGUUGAUAGCUGCCUGAAACUCACAGACGCCUCUCGGCAGUUGUCCACAUUGCUUCUGCACGGGCAUGGCAUCUCUGCUGGAAGUUUGGCCGGCUACGACUUCCUCAGCUUUUUCCACGUGGACGACCGGGAACACAUCGGGGCGUCAUUGGGUGCGAAACACGAGAGCACCCAAGCUUUGGCUCUCAACGCUCGGAUGCAGGAUUCCUUGGGCAACUUCGUGAAAAUUGAGAUCCUAUUUACGUCCUUCCAGAAUGCAGAUGGCGAAGAGUGUCGCUUGGUCGGAAUGCGUGAAUUCCAGGAUUUCAGCUCUGUUGCUGUGCCGCUUCCUGCAGGUCCUGCACUCUCACCAGCAGAGGCAAGUCCAUCGCAGGAUCUUUGUUCCGUUGCCUUUGAUGCCACGUCCUUCGACAUCCUCUCCGUGUCCGCAGCCUUCAAGAAGCUUUGCUUCGAGAAUGGGUUCGAGGACAUUGCAGAUGGCAUGAGCAUCUUCGACUUGUCUCCAGGCAAGCAUCCCAAUUCUCUGGCCGGCUACAUCCAGACCGCUGUGAACGCCCUUGAACCCGAGAAGUUGGAAGGUGACCUUCUGAUGAUUCGCGACCUGGAGCUUUUCGGCAACACCAAGGUCGAGGCGGCGCUUGAAUUUCAGACGGACAAGAUGCUGGAUGCCAUUGUAGGCACCUUGCACAUCAAUCCUGCCCCACCGACGCUGAUGUUAACAGCGAACAACCUGGCGAAGUUCUCUGGAAAUGGACUUGUUCGCAGCUCAAAGGGCAGUGGAUGCCCCAAGAGCUCGCGCAGUUCCCGUCGCCAGCGAGGUGGUGCAAGUGGCAAGCAUGUUCGCCAGGGUAGUAUUCUCGAUCUUCGGAAGCAGGUUAUGGCUCUGUAA
This is a messenger RNA of Symbiodinium necroappetens, 1683 nucleotides long. The record is from the annotation of a GenBank genome assembly. Lineage: Eukaryota; Dinophyceae; Suessiales; Symbiodiniaceae.